CUAUUUAUUUACACCCUGUUAACAUAUAAAAGUAAUGACUUCCUCUGUGAUUUAACGUCGUUUUUUACAGUGUAGAAGAAGCGCGCUGUGGAUGAGAGGAGGAGGUGGAGGAGGUGGAGGAGGAGGAGGAGGAGGAGGAGGAGGAGGAGGAGGAGGAUGGUCCUGCUGUCACACACAGAUGAGAACACAGCGGCAGGUUUCAGGAGGGCACCGCCGAUUAGAUCAUCUCGUUUGUUGCCUCCUCGGGGAGCGGCGGGGACCAAUGGACGCGCGGAGACCGGAGGACGAAAAAAAAAAGGAAAGAAGACCUAAUUGUGUUGUAAUUUAAUCCAAGUCCAGAUCCGCCGGAGAGACGACGCGGAACCACGGCCAGCACCGCAAACUUCACGGCGGGUCCGCGAAACUGUUGAGUUGACGGGCACGACGAUGACAUCACGCGCGGAAGACGCGUCCGGGGCUGCGUCGGAAGGGAGCGUCUCCGUCCACAGCAACAGAUGCCGAGACGCGCGGGAUGAGAAGUGAGCUCCUCUGAGGAUCAUCCUCCCUCAACUGGAUUUACAAAUACCUCUCCCAAUACCUCGCCCGCCCUGAAGCCAGCAUGCCCAUCAUCAGCAAUGCCAACCACGACUUCAGCACCUACUCGAUCAGCAGCGACGACAGCAGCCUCGACCGAUUCUUCACCGAGAUCCCGGAGACGGAGACCAUCAAGGGCGUCUACUUCCAGCGCGCCCAGCUGCUCCGUGGCCCCAAGGCCCCGUACGCCGUCGACCACGCCCUGCAGGUGCUCAUCAACGUCGGGGGCAACCGCUACACCUUCCCCUGGAGCACCCUGGAGCAGUUCCCCCAGAGCCGCCUGGGGCGCCUGCGUUUCUGCACCACCCCCGAGGAGAUUGCGCGGCUCUGCGACGACUACGACGAGACCUGCCGGGAGUACUUCUUCGACCGCAACCCGACGGCCUUCAGGGUCAUCCUCAACUUCCUGGCGGCGGGGAAGCUGCGUCUGCUGCGGGAGCUGUGCGCCGUGUCGCUGCACGACGAGCUGGACUACUGGGGCGUGGACCCGGGCCACAUGGAGCGCUGCUGCCGCCGCCGCAUGAACACCCGCGUGGAGGAGGUGGCCGAGCGAGAGCGCAAGGAGCAGGAGUGGAGGCAGAAGCGGGUGAUGCUGAAGAGAGGCACCACAGAGAUCAAAAGGGGCUACCACAAACUGACCUGGAUGCUCCGAGAGGUGGUGGAAAACCCCCAGUCGGGGUUGGCCGCCAAGAUGUUCGCCUGCCUCUCGGUGGUCAUGGUGCUGGUCACCGUCAUCAGCCUGUGCAUCAGCACCAUGCCAGACCUCAGAGAUGAAGAGACCAGGGGCGAGUGCUCCCAGAAGUGCCAGAGCAUGUUCGUGGUGGAGUCCAUCUGCGUGGCGUGGUUCACUCUGGAGUUCCUGCUGCGGUUCGUCAACGCUCGGAGCAAGCUGGCCUUCGCCCGCGGCCCCCUCAACAUCAUCGACGCCAUCGCCAUCCUGCCCUACUACGUGUCCCUGGUCGUGGACGUCAGGGAAGGGUCGCGGGACGACGUGGUGGCCGUGGGCGCCGGCAGAGGCUACCUGGACAAGCUGAGCCUGAUCCUGCGCCUGCUGCGCGCCCUGCGCAUCCUCUACGUGAUGCGCCUCGCCCGCCACUCGCUGGGCCUGCAGACGCUGGGGAUGACCAUGCAGCGCAGCAUGAGGGAGUUCGGCCUGCUGCUGCUGUUCGUCUGCGUGGCCGUCACCCUCUUCUCGCCCCUGGUGCACCUGGCGGAGAGCGAGCUGGCGCCGUUCGCCGCCACGCACCCCCAGCACAGCUUCAGCAGCAUCCCGGCCUCCUACUGGUGGGCCAUCAUCUCCAUGACCACGGUGGGGUACGGCGACAUGGUGCCGCGCAGCAUCCCCGGACAGAUGGUGGCGCUGACCAGCAUCCUGAGCGGCAUCCUCAUCAUGGCGUUCCCCGCCACCUCCAUCUUCCACACCUUCUCCCGCUCGUACCAGGAGCUGAAGCAGGAGUACGAGCAGCUGUGGAAGGAGGAGCGGGGCGAGGAGAUCGCCGCCGAGUGGGAGGAGAGUCGGUCCAAGGCCGAAUUCUCCCCGAACAGGUUCAAGAGAAACGACGACGGGCUGAUUCCAAGCGAGAGGCUCCAAGCGCCGGUGCCACCGACGGCGUUCUAGCGGGUCGCUAAGCGCAAGGCGCUUUCGUUCCAUGGUCACCUGUUAGAAAAUGGCGACGACAUACUCUGUCCUGUAGAAGCACAUUUAGACCGCUAUAGACUGUUACAUCGUGGACAGUGAGUGAGCUUAAAGUUAUUUUCUGCUCACGUCCUGGAUUCAUGCUUUAAUUCAUCAAACUAUGUGACACCCAUCAGGUUAAACUAAGCUUUCUUCUUCAUAUCAGCAAAUAAAACCUUUACUGAGAGUAGUUCAGAAAAUGUAUGGAAUAUAUGUGAUAUAACAUCUACUAGUAUUGGUAGGAGACACUUGAAUGUCUAUAAUAAGUUCAUUGAUAUAAGGAACAAGCUCGUUAGCCUCGCUAACACGUUAGCACCGAUUGACACUAGAUGUUAGAUUUCUGGUUAUUUUAGCGGUUCCAGCUAGCGUUAGACAUCUUUUUAACAUUGGGCUAGAUUUCUUGUCUUGUUUUGUCAUAUUUUUAUAUUGUUUGCAGAUUAAAUGAGGAAUUUGUAAUAAUGUAAAAGGUGGAUGAAAAUGUGAGUGAGAGGAAAAUACAAAAAUACAGAGAAACAAAUACAAGCACAAACAAAUCAAGUCACUUCAUCCAUUACUUAAGUGUUCACUUAGUGUUUGUAUAAUUACACGUCUGAAGGAUGCGUUGUUCUUCUUACAUUAUGGAUGUAAGGUUUCACAGCAUAUGUGUCCCGUCUCAGUUGAUGUUUAUUUUCAAGUGGAUAUUCUUUCUCUCUCUGGAAGGUAUUCAAACACCUUCCAUAUGCUGAGGAGAAGUCGUGUAUUCAAUGGAGCUUUAAUGUCACUAUGUGUUUUUGUUUUGCUCUUGUCUUGCUGUUUUUCCAACCAAUUGACAAUAAACUCGAUUGCUUAUUUCUAACUG
This is a messenger RNA of Pungitius pungitius (ninespine stickleback), 3086 nucleotides long. RefSeq names its product potassium voltage-gated channel, subfamily G, member 4b (gene kcng4b). The transcript has 3 exons. Gene Ontology annotation, molecular function: delayed rectifier potassium channel activity; protein binding. Gene Ontology annotation, cellular component: membrane; voltage-gated potassium channel complex. Bases 599 to 2191 code for a protein of 530 amino acids. The record is from RefSeq and is a predicted model, not a curated record. NCBI's taxonomy places the organism in Eukaryota, Metazoa, Chordata, Actinopteri, Perciformes, Gasterosteidae. Gene Ontology annotation, biological process: potassium ion transmembrane transport; protein homooligomerization.